CUUAUCAAAUAGGGUCAACUCCUUUAAUUCCCGAAGAAGAAAAAAAGAUAUCUGGAUUUCCCUUUAAAAGAAAGAAUUUCUGUUUUAGCCGCGACAUAUUCAAUAUAGGCUAUUCAAAAAACGUAUAGUCACCUCCUUAUCUUAGUCAAUAAACUGCUUUCCCCACUUAAGAGGAAGAAGAAGGCGUCACUUUCAAAGAUGCUCUGCGUCUUUUCCCACUGACUUUGUGAAGUAAGAGAGGGGAGCGAGAGAAAAAGACGGUGCGGACACAUUCACAGCCUUCAGCAUUUUCACGUCGACAGCCGAGGGCUCAUUGGCGAGCGAGCUGGUCAGUGGGAACGAUGGCUGGAUGUUGUGUGUCGGCGGAGGAGAAGGAGAACCAGAGGAUCAACGAGGAGAUCGAGAAGCAGCUGCGGAGAGACAAGAAGGACUCUCGCAGGGAGCUGAAGCUGCUGCUGUUAGGUACUGGAGAGAGUGGAAAGAGUACCUUUAUCAAACAAAUGAGGAUUAUCCAUGGAGGAGGAUACACGGAUGAGGACAAGAGGAGCUACUCUAAACUGGUCUACCAGAACAUCUUCAUGUCCAUGCAGGCCAUGACCCGAGCCAUGGAGGCCCUCAGUAUAUCUUUGGCUGAUCCCCAGAACCAGAGCCAUGCAAACUCAGUCCUGGAGGUGGAAGUGGAUAAGGUGGAGGAGUUAGAUCAAAGCCUCGUGGUGGCCCUCAGGAGUCUGUGGGACGACGCAGGGAUACAGGAGUGCUACGACCGACGCAGGGAAUUCCAGCUGUCCGACUCCACCAAAUACUAUUUUACCGAACUGGAUCGAAUUUCACAACCCUCUUAUAUACCUGACCUGCAGGAUAUCCUCAGAGUGCGAGUGCCAACCACGGGUAUCAUCGAAUACCCCUUUGACAUGGAGAAUGCCAUCUUUAGGAUGGUGGAUGUGGGGGGUCAGAGGUCAGAGAGGAGGAAGUGGAUCCACUGCUUUGAGAACGUCACCUCCAUCAUCUUCUUGGUGGCGCUCAGCGAGUACGACCAAGUCCUGGCUGAGUGCGACAACGAGAACCGCAUGGAGGAGAGCAAGGCCCUGUUCAAAACAAUAAUAACCUAUCCCUGGUUCCAGCGCUCCUCUGUCAUACUUUUCCUCAACAAGACUGACAUCCUCCAGGAGAAGAUCAUGUACUCUCAUAUAGCCACCUACUUCCCUGAAUUCACAGGACCUGAGCAGGAUGCGACCGCAGCUCAAGAAUUCAUCCUGAAAAUGUAUCAAGAACAAAACCCCGACAAGGGCAAGACGAUGUACCCACACUUUACCUGCGCCACGGACACAGAAAACAUCCGCUUCGUCUUUGUGGCCGUCAAAGACACCAUCCUCAGACACAACCUGAAGGAGUUCAAUCUGGUGUAAAGAGGAGUAGGAGGGACAGACAUGAGGAGAGCCAAGAUAGGAGAAUUACAUAAAACAAAACUUUACAGUGCUUUUUCUUGGCUGUCUAAACAGAGAACAAUUACAUCCACUGAAAAGAUUUAUGGUUUCUUUAAUCCAAAGGUUUAAAUAUUUUCAUCGUUUGCGCCUGUAAAACUAUGAACAUGUAAAAGACAUACCCAAACUGUUUCUGUAGGUUGUGUCUGAAAUGCAGUUUGUGUGUUUUGUGUACUGUAGUUUACAUUUCAGUCUUUAUAGAAAUGUGUUGAAGAAAUGAUACUUUGCAGUGGAAGAAUGUGAAAAUUAGUGUGAAGUAAUAUCAUUGACCUAUUGUGUGGGCUACUUAUUUUACUACUUUUUAAAUACAGCUAUCAGAAAUAGGAUCCAAAUAUACAAUUAUUGCUGAAGCAAUAGCUGCGAGAGCCCCUUUAGUCCUGAGUUUUGAUUUAAUGUUGUGUAAUUGUUUCUAACACCAAGCCUGCUUUUGCCUGCA
Messenger RNA from Perca fluviatilis (European perch), 1917 nucleotides. RefSeq names its product guanine nucleotide binding protein (G protein), alpha 14a (gene gna14a). Gene Ontology annotation, molecular function: guanyl nucleotide binding; G protein-coupled receptor binding; G-protein beta/gamma-subunit complex binding. The transcript is spliced from 7 exons. The record is from RefSeq and is a predicted model, not a curated record. Gene Ontology annotation, cellular component: heterotrimeric G-protein complex. NCBI's taxonomy places the organism in Eukaryota, Metazoa, Chordata, Actinopteri, Perciformes, Percidae. Gene Ontology annotation, biological process: adenylate cyclase-modulating G protein-coupled receptor signaling pathway; action potential; phospholipase C-activating dopamine receptor signaling pathway. Bases 342 to 1406 code for a protein of 354 amino acids.